Nasonia vitripennis (jewel wasp) is the source of this 1658-nucleotide messenger RNA. It is a transcript of the gene CYP336B1, whose product is annotated as cytochrome P450 336B1. The record is from RefSeq and is marked validated. Bases 21 to 1529 code for a protein of 502 amino acids. The transcript has a single exon. Lineage: Eukaryota; Metazoa; Arthropoda; Insecta; Hymenoptera; Pteromalidae. Gene Ontology annotation, molecular function: heme binding; iron ion binding; oxidoreductase activity, acting on paired donors, with incorporation or reduction of molecular oxygen.
AGUUUAACCGCAGCAGCAGAAUGGAUCUGUCAUGUUUAUUACUCGUUGCAAUCUUAGCGCUUUCAAUACUGUAUUGGUUCUGUACAAAGACUUUUGAUCAUUGGAAACAGCAAAAUGUGCCGUCAGUACCAAAUCCGCGUCCUUUCUUUGGGCAUUUUUUACCCGUCCUUUUUAUCAAAGAAAGUCUGAUCAGCUUCGUUCAUAAAAUUUACCAACAAACCGAUGCCAGUAUGAUAGGUCUGUUUUUGUUACGAAAACCAAUAUUGCUUGUAAGAGAUCCAGAAUUAGUGAAAUCCAUCUUUCAAACUAGUUUCAAUAAGUUCCACGUUAAUGGUUUUGAUCUCAGUGAAAAAAACGAUCCUAUUUUGGUGAAGAAUCCAUUCUUUACGGCCGAUCUACAUCUUUGGAAAACAAGAAGAGCUAGAAUCGUUAAUCAUCUGUCGGGUAGCAAAUUGCGACAACUUUUCGUCAUUGCUGAAGAAGUGUGUUCAAAAAUGUGCCAGUUCAACGAUAGGAAGAUCAAAGAAAAUGGUGAUUAUUUUGAGUGCGAACUGAAAGAGUUCUUCGUGAAGUACACUGGAGAAAUUGUUGCCAAUGCCGCUUUUGCGAUUCAAGGUCAAAGCUACGAAGAUAAUCCCGACCGGCUGGCCUUUGCUGUCAUUGCCAGAAAACUGCUUAAGCCCUCGUUGAUGAAUGCUUUAAAACAGGCAAUGCUUUUUUACUUUCCUGAGGUCGGCAGUGCAUUAGGAAUCGGUAUCAUGGAAAAGAGCACUGAUAAUUACUUCAGAGAAAAUAUAAAGUUGGUCCUGAAGGAAAGAAAACGAUCGAACGUGGCUCCAAAAGACUUCUUACAAUCCGCGAUAGAGGCCAAUGGAAUCGAUGACAUAGACAGCAUUAUUGCUGAUGCCAUCAUUUUCUACGGCGAUGUUUAUGAAACGUCGAGCACGACUUUGGCUAUAGUAAUUUAUUAUCUAUCCGAAUACAAGGAUAUUCAAAAUAAAUUACGAACAGAUAUAUCCUCGAAAUUGCAAGCAUCGGGAGGUGCAGUAAAUUACGACUUUUUGAAAAGUAUGAAUUACUUAGAUCAGGUGAUACAAGAAUCUAUGCGUUUGCUAACUCCGGCAGGUACUUUAAUGAAAGUCUGUACCGAGGAAAUAACUCUCAAAGGAUUUGACGGCAUAACGUGUAAUCUCAAGCCAGGAACCCGCGUUUUCAUUUCGUUAACAGGAUUACACCUUGACAGUAACUAUUGGCCAGAACCAGACGUCUUUGACCCUGAACGCUUCGCUCCUGAAAAUCAAGCUAAUCGCCAUAAAUUUACCUUUAUGCCAUUUGGAGAAGGACCUAGAAUGUGUGUUGGAAUGCGGUUAGCACUCAUGAUAAUUAAACUUGCUAUAGUGAAGUUACUUUUGAGAUACUCAAUAGAACAAUCUUCAAAAACAAAAAAACCAUUGGUAUUGGAUGCCACAUCAUUUUUGACAUAUCCGAAGGGGGGAUGGUGGGCAAGAUUCAAAAAGUUAUCCGACUAAAUUAAAUUAAUCUUCGACAUUCUGUCAAAACAAUUGUACAAAAAAUACAGUGAUUUCACAUACAAAUUCGAUGUAUUGUUUUCUACUAGUGAAUAAAAAACAUGUUUGUAAUAAAAAUCACACAGCUUA